AUGUUGCCCGCAGGUGGCGGCGGUUACACGCCAAUCGCGUCACUACCAGUGGAGUUACUCCUGAUUAUCCUCAAGACCGUCUACAUCGACACAGUGAUGAUCUUCGAUCCGCACACCUUGUGCGAGGGCCCUUGCGACUGCAAGCUUGACUGGAACGAGGGAACCCUCACAGAAUGGAACGAUCACGACGAUUUGACAUCUCCUUCUGUCUUCCCCUACGCACUCGCAUCCGUUUGCAAGCAAUGGUACGACCUCAUGCUUCUCGUCCCCGAGUUUUUGACGCGCCUCGUUAUAUUUGUGGAUUCCCAGCCUACCUCUACCACAGAUUUGCGUGCCCAGCUUUCUGCUUCGCGCGACCGGGUUUUUGAGGCUCACAUCACCAACCGACAGGACGGUAUUGGUGAGGAUUUGAUGGAGAGAGCUCGGGUGCAGGCCGUGGUUGAGGUGUUAUCCCCACAUUUUCAUCGGUGCGAUCGGUUGACGUUUAACGUUAUGCACAACUCGUCUAUCCCCUCCAUCCGCCGCAACUUCAGCGGAGUCUGCCCGCUUUUGACGGAGCUAUUGAUAGAAUGCAAGAUACAUGAUUCCAAACCAAAAGAAGUCGGCAAGAACGAAGUGAAAGCACCCCCUCUCUUCCCCAACCUUGACCGCAUUGCCUUGACGGGAUCCGCAUUCGCCGACGCCUACGAACAUCCAAGCUGGCUCAGUGGAAUAGAGACGAAGAGGCUGGCGCUGUGCAAAAUCUCCCACUUGUCUUCCAUCGACGUCCCUGAUCUCACCUUUUUCAACUUCCUCUCUGUUCUGGGAAGGUUCAAAGGCAGCAUGAUCAGCCUCGAAUUGAACCAUGUCGACCUCCCUACCUUUCCACUGGUUGAGGAUUUACCUGACGACUGGGAUUACCAACUCGACUUCAGUAGCCUCCACCUCGAGGGUCUGAAAAAGGAAACAUUUCAAGAAUUCGGCCACUUCACAAACACUUCGCGGUACUUAGAGUCACAAACGAUCCGAGCCUGUGAGCUCACAGAUCACGGCAUUGGCCAUUCAUACUACCUCGACGUGCAAGAUAUCAAAAACACCGAAGAGUUACUGUCUGUCGUCCCCACACUCUCUAGCCGCUGCGUCAGUUUCGUAUCCUGCGGAGGCCUCAACGACGCUGUUUUAGAGCGUCUUUCAAUGCGAGACCCUUACACGGGCGAGUGGGGCCUUGAAAAUUUGCAAGAUCUCAAUAUUUUGAAUAGCCCCGAGAUUUCUGUUCAGGGGCUGAAGCGCUUGGUAAAGAGCCGAAUCGUUGAAGCGUCAGCACGUGGAUACGGAAAGGAUCCAAACUACGACGACUUUGAUCAAAUGGCGCCUAUAGCCUCCCUGUCCAUCUCCCGCUGCGUUGAUUUCUCCGCGGUAGACGUUCAAUGGUUCAAGUCGAGAGUGAAAGACUUUUCAUAUGUCUUUAACAUGUAUCGUCAAAAUCGGACGGCGCUCGGGCUAGUGAACAAAAAUACAAAGUACGUUCCCCAGGUCUCUUUACCCAACACUGUGACGCCUAUCGUCGUUCAUCGCGGCCAGGAUCACCUUAAACCACAAUACAUUCAUCGCUCGCCCAGAUCUAAUCCGAAUUGGCAACUGGCAAACCGCCGCCCCCUCGUCUCCCCUUACCUACUUGGAUGA
Laccaria bicolor S238N-H82 is the source of this 1662-nucleotide messenger RNA. RefSeq lists its product as uncharacterized. The transcript has 3 exons. The coding region runs from base 1 to 1662 and encodes 553 amino acids. The record is from RefSeq and is a predicted model, not a curated record. Lineage: Eukaryota; Fungi; Basidiomycota; Agaricomycetes; Agaricales; Hydnangiaceae.